AUGUCGCUAACACCUUCAAUCCUUGCAAUCAUCUUCUUACAGACCUUCAACACAGAUAUCGAAAUCAAUUAUCAAGCGCUCUACCGUGAGAACACUGAACUUCAAAAAGCGCUUCAGGCCCUUAAACUAAAUCCUGGAGGUUUGGAGGAUAGUCUGCUGCGAGAUCAGCUUACCUGUGCCCAUACAACAAUAGCUCAACAGCAGAUACUCAUCAAUAACAACGAAGAGAUGAUUUCACAAAUGGGACAACUGAAAACUGUCGUGGCGACGCAAGCCGAACGCAUAAAACAAUUGGAACACCAGAUUGAAGAAAUGGAUAGAGAGCUGUGCGCUUCUCGUGAAGCUCAUGAUUUGCUCGAGUUCCAGGUUUUAGAGAAGGAAGAGGACAGCAAAUGCCUACCGACGCCGCCAGAACAGCUUGACAAAUGCUUUGGAACAGAAGAGACAGCUCCGGAGUUGUGCGACAAAUGCGCAGAAACGGAUGAUUUAGCCGAAAGCAGCUCCGUGUACAUGCAUGAAAAGAGGGCAUUG
Strongylus vulgaris is the source of this 531-nucleotide messenger RNA. The record is from the annotation of a GenBank genome assembly. Lineage: Eukaryota; Metazoa; Nematoda; Chromadorea; Rhabditida; Strongylidae.